Messenger RNA from Penicillium mononematosum, 4584 nucleotides. RefSeq lists its product as uncharacterized. Gene Ontology annotation, molecular function: protein binding. The record is from RefSeq and is a predicted model, not a curated record. The transcript is spliced from 3 exons. The coding region runs from base 1 to 4584 and encodes 1527 amino acids. NCBI's taxonomy places the organism in Eukaryota, Fungi, Ascomycota, Eurotiomycetes, Eurotiales, Aspergillaceae.
AUGCAUAUACGAAAGAAUUUCAAGAAAUGGACCGAGAAUCUACCGCAACGGAGAAAGAGGAGGACCAAUGGAGCGCAUGGAGACUGCCUGAACGUCUCUCCGACCGCAGAGGCAAACGCGCCUGGCCCUUCUGAAUUGUCGGCUACAGCAAACUCUGUGAAGCCUUCUGGACCUGCUGGAAAUCUUGACAAGCUCUCCAAGCCUGAUUCAGUAAAUUGUCAUGCCAAUACCGUCUCAGGUCUUCCCGAAUUCCCUCAGGCCGAGAAGACCAUACCUGAUCCACCGUCUUCUCCCCCCCAGGCUGAGGAGACCAUACCCGAUCCAUCAUCUUCUCAUACGACUCCAACCUCAUCAAGUGAUAGCAAUGACCCCUGGGAGUUGGCGUAUGGAAUCUUGCAGGCUCGAGAGCCCAAGUUGGUAGAAGCUUAUCAGGCUCACUUGGGAUUAGCACAGCACGAUAACUCAAUGCACGCAAAUCUUUCCAAUCCGCGGUCAGUCGAGUCGGUGAUGACGAAGUUGCUGGAAGACCGGGAGAAGAAGCAGUGGCGAUUCUCACUCCUGGGAAAGGAUGUGAAAAUACGAGAGCAAACCGAAAAACUGGCCAAGUUUCUCCUCUGGGCCGACCCAGUAGUGAAGAGCGCCGUUAGCACUCAACCAUACGCAGCUUUGGCAUGGGCUGGCGUCUCGUUGCUUUUAUCUCUACUCUCAAGCAGUACCACUAGCAAUCUGGCGAUGCUAAAAGGCUUCGAUUCAAUCCACAGUAUUCAGAUCUACUGGGGUAUCUUCGAGAAGAAAUACCUGCAGUCCAAGCAUAGGGAAGAGUACCAAGAUCUCCUUGAGCCCCUUGCUGCUCUCUACUCGCAUAUCAUCGAAUACCAAGCGCGUGCUAUCUGCCAUCUUUCCAAAGCCCAACUCUCUCGCGCAUGGGUGAACAUAGCCGGUGAAAGCGACUGGGAUGAAAUGAUCUCAAAAAUCGAAUCAUCAAGCGAGGCUUGUAGCUCCCAUCUUUCUCAUUACGUGUUGGAAGAGACUCGCAAUAAUCGAGAUAGUCAGCUCCAGGAGAUCAGAGAGUCUCGGAGUAUUCUUGAGGAGAUUUGCAAUGUCCUAAAAGCGGAUACGAGUCGUAACAAGAAGGACUACGAAGACCAGAACGAGCGAAACCUUCUUCAAGCACUCGCGUCCGACUACGAAGAUGACAAGAACUACAACCCACUGCGAGUCCCAGACACAUGCGAAUGGUUCUUUCAGGGUAACGAAUUUCGAAACUGGCGCGACAGCGACUGUUCUACUCUCCUGUGGGUUUCCGCCGGCCCUGGCUGUGGAAAGUCGGUUUUAUCACGGACUCUUAUCGAUGAGAACCGGCUUUCUACGAAUGUCACGACAUCGACGAUCUGCUAUUUCUUUUUCAAGGAUGGAGAUGAGCGCCGUAUGUCAGCCACCAAUGCUUUGUGCGCAUUCCUUCAUCAGCUUUUCACCCACGAUCCGACGGGCACGCUGAUCCAAAAUGCGGUCAUCAGCCAUAAGAAUCACGGUGCAAAUCUAGCAAAUAACUUCUCCGAACUGUGGCGUCUUUUUAUCCAAUGUGUCAGCUCGCCAGAGCUUGGGGAGGUAAUUUGUCUCCUGGAUGCCCUGGAUGAGUGCAAUGUCAAUAGCAUGCGGCAAUUGCUCAGCAAUCUGAAGGAGCUCUACUCUAAACCCCAGCUUUCAUCCUCAACCUCAAAACUGAAGUUCCUGAUCACGAGUCGCCCUUAUGAUGAUUUGGAGCUAUCGUUUGAUGGUUUUCCGGAUACAAGUGCUUAUUUGCAUUUUGAUGGAGACGACAAGUCUGCCGAAAUCAGCCACGAUAUAGAUUUGGUUAUCGAUGCCAAACUACAGAAGGUCGCCAGGAACUUUCGAGAGAGCGACCGUCAAAUGAUUUCCAAACAGAUCAAGGACAUGAAGAAUCGCACUUACCUCUGGCUACACCUCACAUUCGAUAUUAUUGAGCAGAGCCCAAGCGCGUAUAGUCGACGGUCUGAUGUCAAAGAACUUCUCUCCGGGCUACCUUCGAAGGUCUCAGACGCAUAUGAAAAGAUUCUAGACCGCAGCGAGAACGAGCUUCAGACAAAAACUCUUCUUGAAAUUGUUUUGGCUGCAUCACGACCUCUCUCACUUGAUGAAGCCAAUAUAGCCUUGACGAUAGCUUUGAACAAGGACGGUUUCGAUUCAUAUGACAGUCUAGAGGCAGACCUAUGGCCACAAGACGACUUCAAAAGCGUCGUGAAAAAUCUAUGCGGUCUAUUCAUCAAUGUGUACGAUUCGAAGUUGUUUUUCAUUCACCUGACAGCGAGAGAGUUCCUCACCGAUCCCGAUCAGAGUGGAAAGUGGAAGGGCCGGCUGAGUAUGACACAGUCGCACAAGAGGAUGGCGCUGGCGUGUCUAUCAUACUUGUCGCAUCUAGGUGGGCAAGGAUCGGCGAUGAAAAUCAGUGCGAGGUUUCCGUUGGCUCAGUACUCAGCCCUGCAUUGGAUGGAUCAUUCACGGCCUACGGAGACAGAAAAUGACGUUCUGGACAGCAUCUUGAGGUUUUUCCUCCAACAAAGUCAAGCGUUUGCAGAUUGGUGGAAGCUCUUUAACGCAUGUCAACCUUGGGUGCGAAUUGGACACUGCGAAAUGGGGACUCCACUAUAUUAUGCAUCGCUCCUCAAUCUCCAACGAACAGCACAAGUCCUAUUAGAUAAGGGCGCGGACAGCAACGAGCAGGGCGAACAUGGAAGUGCACUCCAGCUAGCUUCAGCUAAAGGCCACGAAGCAAUCGUGAAUCUCCUCCUACCUAGUGGCGCGGACAUUCACGCGCAGGGUAAGUAUGGAAAUGCACUCCAGCUAGCUUCAGCUGAAGGCCACGAAGCAAUCGUGCAGCUGCUCCUAGCUAAUGGCGCGGAUGUCAACGCGCAGAGCCAGGCUGAUCAUAUGACUGCCCUCCAGCUAGCUUCAGCUGAAGGCCACGAAGGAAUAGUGCAGCUACUCCUAGCUAAUGGCGCGGAUGUCAACGCGCAGGACCAGGAUAAUCAUAUAACUGCCCUCCAGGGAGCUUCAGCUAAAGGCCACGAAGGGAUUGUGCAGCUGCUCCUAGCUAAUGGCGCGGAUGUCAACGCGCAGAGCCAGGCUGAUCAUAUAACUGCCCUCCAGCUAGCUUCAGCUGAAGGCCACGAAGGAAUAGUGCAGCUACUCCUAGCUAAUGGCGCGGAUGUCAACGCGCAGGGCCAGGAUAAUCAUAUAACUGCCCUCCAGGGAGCUUCAGCUAAAGGCCACGAAGGGAUUGUGCAGCUGCUCCUAGCUAAUGGUGCGGAUGUCAACGCGCAGGGUAAGCGUGGAAAUGCACUCCAGCGAGCUUCAGAUAGAGGCCACGAAGCAAUCGUGAAGCUCCUCCUAGCUAGUGGCGCGGACAUUCACGCGCAGGGUAGGCAUGGAACUGCACUCCAGCUAGCUUCAGAUAGAGGCCACGAAGCAAUCGUGAAGCUCCUCCUAGCUAGUGGCGCGGACAUUCGUGAAUACGCGCAGGGUAAGCACGGAAAUGCACUCCAGCGAGCUUCAGCUAGAGGCCACGAAGCAAUCGUGAAGCUCCUCCUAGCUAGUGGCGCGGAUGUCAACGCGCAGAGCCAGGCUGAUCAUAUAACUGCCCUCCAGGGAGCUUCAGCUAAAGGCCACGAAGGGAUUGUGCAGCUGCUCCUAGCUAAUGGUGCGGAUGUCAACGCGCAGGGUAAGCGUGGAAAUGCACUCCAGCGAGCUUCAGAUAGAGGCCACGAAGCAAUCGUGAAGCUCCUCCUAGCUAGUGGCGCGGACAUUCACGCGCAGGGUAGGCAUGGAACUGCACUCCAGCUAGCUUCAGAUAGAGGCCACGAAGCAAUCGUGAAGCUCCUCCUAGCUAGUGGCGCGGACAUUCGUGAAUACGCGCAGGGUAAGCGUGGAAAUGCACUCCAGCGAGCUUCAGAUAGAGGCCACGAAGCAAUCGUGAAGCUCCUCCUAGCUAGUGGCGCGGACAUUCACGCGCAGGGUAGGCAUGGAACUGCACUCCAGCUAGCUUCAGAUAGAGGCCACGAAGCAAUCGUGAAGCUCCUCCUAGCUAGUGGCGCGGACAUUCGUGAAUACGCGCAGGGUAAGCACGGAAAUGCACUCCAGCUAGCUUCAGCUAAAGGCCACGAAGCAAUCGUGAAGCUCCUCCUAGCUAAUGGCGCGGAUGUCAACGCGCAGGGUAAGCAUAGAAAUGCGCUCCAGCGAGCUUCAGCUAGAGGCCACGAAGCAAUCGUGAAGCUCCUCCUAGCUAGUGGCGCGGACAUUCGUGAAUACGCCCAGGCGCGGAUGCCAACGCGCGGGCCCGUGAAGAACCUCGACCUACAUGCCCUCCACCUAGCUUCAGCUAGAGGCCACGAAGAGAUUGUGAAGCUGCUCCUAGCUAAUGGCGCGGAUGUCAACGCGCGGGGCCAGGAUAAUCAUAUAACUGCCCUCCUGCUAGCUUCAGCUGGAGGCCACGAAGGGAUUGUGCAGCUACUCCUAGCUAAUGGCGCGGACAUUGCUUUCCUAUUCAGGCCCCUGGGAAGGGAUUGA